AUCAGUUUCAGGUCGAUCGUGAAUCGUGGAGCACGCCAAAUGUACGUCCGGAAUUGUUUGCUGUUACUCUGGAUCUGUUUGCUGAUCUCGUUGGCGGUCGUUAUACGCGCCGAUGGGGAUGAGGAUGAGUCCGAGGGGAAUCUAUCGCGAACCGUUCUGGUUCCCAGUCUGGAGGGUCAUUGCCAAAUGGAGGGCAAGGUGACAAGCUGCAGUGGUUUCCAGUUCGAGAGUGAGGACGAAAAGGCCACCUUUGAUCUGCCAACGGAGGUGAGGAUUGCCGAGGAUGGCACCACCUACGAGGUGGGCGAUGAAAUGCCCUCCAGAACCCUGAUCUUUGAGAACUGCACCUUCACCAACUUUCCCCUGCGACUUUUCUACACGCUGGAGGUGAGUGAGUUGGAUAUGCGAAGCUGUGGCAUCCGCUUCAUCUACUGGGAGAACUUCUCCAUUGGAGCCGACAAUCUGGUGAUCCUCCUGCUGUCGGACAAUAAGUUAGAGAUGCUGCCCAUGGGAACAUUCAGGGGAGCGGGAAACCUGGAGUUCCUCUUCCUGAAUCGCAAUAAACUGAGUAAACUCCAUGCGGGUGCCUUCGAGAAUCUGAAGAAGUUGCAGUACUUGGAUUUGACGGAGAAUCGCCUGGAGGAUCUGCCAGGGGGUAUAUUUUCGGAAUUGAAAAGUCUUAGACACGUGGGUCUGGCCCACAACCAACUGACCAUCAUAGAGAGCGAUCUAUUUGGACAAAAUCCCGGACUCUUAUCGGUUGCAAUGCAGAACAAUAGACUUCGGGAGGUGGGCGAGUACGCCUUUCGGUCGAAGGGGCGUGACCAUCAGAUACAGUAUGUAGAUCUAUCGAAUAAUCCCCAGCUAACAGUGCUGCUGCUGAAUAUUAAUGCCACCAAUCUGACCGUUCGCAAUUGUUCGCUGGACCGUGUCAAUUUGUACGGUUCGGUGACGAAUGUCGAUCUGAGCGACAAUCGCGUGAGGGAGCUCUAUUUUCCCGCCUCGGAGGCCCUGGAGCACCUGGUGCUGCGCAACAAUUCGCUGGUCCAGUUGGCCUCUUUGAGCCGCGUUCCCAAGCUGCGACACUUGGACGUGGCCGAUAAUCCGCAUCUGGGUCAGUUGCCCCAGGGUUGGCAAACGCCGGAGCUCCAAAUGUUGGUACUACGAAACACUGGACAAGUGGAAGUGCCACUGGAGGCUCUGCAGGGAAUGCCAAACCUGCAGAAACUGGACAUUUCCUUUAACAACCUCACCGAAAUCGAUCCCUCAACAUUCCCAACUCUUACGCAGCUUACUCACUUCUUUAUCCAUGGAAACAAUUGGAACUGCUUUAGUCUGCGAGUCAUAAUGGAUGUUCUAAUCCGUGGCAAUGGCAUUACCUAUACCAUCGACGACUACAAUCCGAAUUUCCCGGGGGAGUAUUUCCAUGGAAUAGCCUGCAUGUAUCGCUUGUCCGAGAAGGAGUCACUGGACUCUUCUAGCUCCUCCUCGGAACUCUCGGCCAGUGUGGAGUCCUCGCCAAAACAAAGUAGUGUUGAGCCCAGCGAGGUGGAAAAACUGCGUCAGGAACUGAAAUCGGUUGUCCAGCACUUUGAGACCAAGUUCGAUAUGAUCUUCAAUAAACUAGCCCAGCUGAAUGAGCAGAUGCAGUCCUUUGAAGUACUUAACAAAACAGUUUGGAGUCAGGUCACCUUAUCGGUCUGAGCAAUUUUUAAUACCUUGUAAAAAAAGGAAUUUAUUGUUUUUUGAUGUGAUCAAUAAAUUUUUCAAUAUGUUUUUAAUUAAAAGA
Molecule: messenger RNA, 1789 nt
Organism: Drosophila subpulchrella
Lineage: Eukaryota; Metazoa; Arthropoda; Insecta; Diptera; Drosophilidae
Gene: cDIP
Product: insulin-like growth factor-binding protein complex acid labile subunit
Exons: 1
Coding region: 40-1704 (554 amino acids)
Cellular component (GO): extracellular matrix
Molecular function (GO): protein binding
Source: RefSeq, a predicted model, not a curated record